GCUGGAGCCGGCAGGGAGAGGCGGCGUGUGAGAGGCUCCGGGCGCCCCGGAGAACCUCCCGCCGGUUUCCCCGGGAGCCUGGGCUCCGCGCUGCCUGCCGAGCGGUCUGCGUGCCGGGCAGGAGCUGCAGGGGCUGUGGUACAGGUGGGACCGCUAGGUCAGGGUCCGAAGGCAUCUGAAGAGCGAGAAACCUUUCCCUUGGCGUGCAUGGGUAGACUUCCUCUCCGCUCCCAAAAAACUUCACAAAAAGCAUGCUUCUGUUCGUAGGAAUCAAAAUAUUCAGAGGUGGCAAGUUUUAAAGAAAAGCAAACAAAAAAACCCGAAACCAAACCAAAAACAACAAACAAGUAUGUCAUGUGUUUUGACAACUAGUAUAUUUAUUUGCUGUCAAUUCUUUCUGACAACUGCUUGAUAAGAAACUUAAUAUCCUUUUAUUUCCUAGCUGGCCAUUUCAACUCCUGCAACUCUUACAGAUAGACUGGGAGGAACCUAUUUGGAUGAGCUUAUUUCUUGCACUGCCCAGAAUGUUAUCAGAUGAGAAAUUGUAUGAAAUUUACAGGAUCUCCAAUCAAAUUAAAGGUGUCCCAGGGUCAACCCGUCAAACUAAAUUGCAGCGUCGAGGGAAUGGAAGAUCCCGAGAUGUUGUGGAUCAAGGACGGAGCAGUGGUGCAAAGCGUAGACCAGGUGUACAUUCCAGUAGAUGAAGAACACUGGAUCGGCUUCCUCAGCUUGAAAUCCGUCGAGCGGACAGAUUCUGGGAAGUACUGGUGCCAGGUUGAGAACGGGGGGAAGAAGGAAGAAUCACAGCAAGUGUGGCUCAUAGUGGAAGGUGUGCCCUACUUUACUGUGGAACCUGAGGAUCUGUCCGUGUCCCCUAAUGCCCCAUUUCAUAUGGCCUGUGCUGCUGUUGGUCCCCCUGAACCAGUGACAAUUGUCUGGUGGAUGGGAGACUCUAGAGUGGGGCUUCCAGACAUCUCCCCCUCCAUCUUAAAUGUGUCAGGUAUUAAUCAAAGCACAGUUUUCUCCUGCGAAGCUCACAACGUAAAAGGAUUGUCUUCAUCUCGGACAGCCACUGUUCAAAUUAAAGCCAUGCCUCUGCCGCCUCUCAAUCUAACUGUAAGCCAAGUCACCAGCAGCAAUGCCAGCGUGGUCUGGGUGCCAGGAUUUGAUGGCCGUGCACCCCUCCACUCUUGCACUCUUCAGGUAGCUGAGUCACCAGAUGGCCAAGAGGUCUCCACUGAAGUCACCCCAGUGCCCCCCUUUGCCUAUGGUGUGCAAGACCUGAAGCAUUCCACCAACUACAGUGUCCGUGUGCAGUGCAGCAAUGAGAUGGGCAGCUCCCCUUUCACCGACAGGGUUUAUUUCCAGACCCUAGAGCUUGCUCCCAGCAGCACCCCACAAAAUAUCCAUGUCAUCCAAAGAGAUCCUGGUCUGAUUUUAGAGUGGGAAGGUGUGGCUCCAGAUGUGCUGAAAGAAAAUGUCCUGGGCUACAGGCUGGAAUGGAUUCAGGAUAAUGUAACUCAGGGGGAGAUGAUCGUACAGGAUACAAAAGCUAAUCUCACAGCGUGGAAUCCUCUCAAAGACCUCAUCAUCAGAGUGUGUGUGCUGAACUCUGCAGGAUGCGGGCCCUGGAGUGACCUCUUCCUGCUUGAAGCCAAAGAGGUCAUGGGUGGCCAGAGACAACCUCCAUAUGGGACGUCCUGGGUUCCUGUGGCGUUGGGCAUUCUCACAGCUCUGGUCACAGCUGUUGCCCUGGCUCUUAUUCUCCUUCGAAAAAGAAGAAAGGAAACUCGGUUUGGCCAUGCCUUUGGCAGUGUGGUUGGCAGAGGGGAUCCAGCAGUCCAUUUCAGAGCUGCCAGGUCUUUCAACAGAGAGGGCCCAGAGCUUAUUGAAGCAACAUUGGAGAGUGUUGGGAUCAGUGAUGAGCUGAAGACAAAACUCAAAGAUGUCCUCAUCCAGGAGCAGCAGUUCACCUUGGGAAGAAUGUUGGGCAAAGGAGAGUUUGGGUCAGUUCGGGAGGCAUUACUGAAGUUAGAUGAUGGCUCUUUCCAGAAAGUGGCAGUGAAGAUGCUGAAAGCGGACAUCUUCACUUCAACUGACAUUGAGGAGUUCCUGCGAGAGGCUGCAUGUAUGAAGGAGUUCGAUCACCCACAUGUCACUAAACUGAUUGGAGUCAGUCUGCGGAGCCGUCCCAAGGGCCGUCUUCCAAUUCCCAUGGUGAUCCUGCCCUUCAUGAAGCAUGGAGACCUUCAUGCUUUUCUGCUGAUGUCACGGAUUGGGGAAAACCCUUUUAACUUGCCUGUUCAGACGCUCCUGAAGUUCAUGAUUGACAUUGCCAGUGGGAUGGAGUACUUGAGCUCAAAGAAUUUCAUACACAGGGACCUUGCAGCUCGAAACUGCAUGUUGGAUGAGAACAUGAACGUGAGUGUUGCAGACUUUGGGCUGUCUAAGAAAAUCUACAGUGGAGACUACUACCGCCAGGGCUGUGCUUCCAAGCUGCCAGUGAAGUGGCUUGCUCUGGAGAGUCUGGCAGAUAAUCUGUACACAACACACAGUGAUGUGUGGGCAUUUGGGGUGACCAUGUGGGAGAUUGUGACCCGAGGGCAAACCCCUUAUGCUGGCAUUGAGAACGCAGAAAUCUACAACUACCUCAUCAGUGGGAACAGGCUGAAGCAGCCACCAGAGUGCCUGGAAGAUGUCUACGAUCUCAUGUGCAGCUGUUGGCAUCCUGAGCCCAAGCUACGCCCCAGCUUUGGAGUGCUCCGGUCGCAGCUGGAAAUGAUUCGGGGGAGGAUGUCCACACUCUCUUCCAGUCAAGAUCCUCUCUAUGUCAACAUUGGGAAGGAUGAAGAGGUGUCUGCAAGUGACCCUGCCCUGCAUGCCUCCUUUGGAAACAUGGACGGUGAAGAGACGGUUGCUGGGGCAGCUGCUGCUGUCACAAGUGACUAUCGCUACAUCAUGAGCCCCUUGUGCCUUGGAGAUGAUGCCGAGCGUGAAAGGCAUCCAGAUGGGCAGGAAGGGGAGGACAAAAGCCUUCUGUAUGAACUGGAGAGAGAAGGAGAGAAAAGUUGUUAGCCUGUACAUAGCAGUGACAGUUUCCCUGGGACAGGAUGUGAGCAGCCACAGUGCCAUGUCGCCUGGGGCUCUGAUGCCGGAUCUGGGAUGGCUUUGAACAGCACUGGCCAAAGCUCUUGGGCAGCUUUUGUAGCUUCACCACUUGUGUGUGCUGCAGUGGCGGAUGGCUUGGAAGGACCGCAACCCGAACAGCCCCUUGGAUUUGGGGGAGGAGGGCAGUAGGGUUACAGCUUGAUUGUAUCCGGCUGAAAGGAGUUCAAAGCUGAGGUGGGCAGCUAAGUCUAUGCUCUGCUCCUUCCCACUGACUGCUGGAGUAGAGCUGAAUACACCUUCUGUUCAGUCAGUGUUCGCUCUUGUGUAGAUGUUGUCUUCAAUCCUGGCUGCGUGACUUUGGGACUGGUACCUCUGAAAACACUAGUGGGUAUUUGCACUGUCAUUCAGGACAAGAGGGCAAAACUCCCCUUGUGUUCACUCAGCAGUGCUGCCUAGACUUGUUGCCUACCUCAGUGGUUCUCAAACUGAUCUGCAGAUCUGCUUCUACCCAGCACUGAAUUUUAACCUCUGGCUUAUUUCAUGCAGUGACACUUGCUGCUUCCUCAGUCUGGGGCUCUUUUAAGAGUUUCAGACGUUUUGGUGAGCAGUGAAAUUAGAAAAAAAUGAAAAUCCAGCAUCUCUCUUCACCCCACGUACCUCUUUUAUGUCUUUUUCUUCUGUUUGAUGCCAAUUCAGGCCCAACCAGACUAGCAGCUGGCAUUAAAAUGCAAAAGGAGGGAGAGCAGCGGGCAUGUGUGAGGACAGACUCCAACUUCAAAGGGAUGGAAAGGAAACAAGGUAGAGAGGACUUAACAGCAGUACUGGAAACAGUGCUAAUAAUGCUGGAGUGCAGCCCUUCAGGAGAGGGACUAGACAGCUAGGUUACAGAAUGGCAGACUCGCUUCAGUUUCAGCAGAAGCAGGAUUCAGCAUUUCCUUUAAAAUAGGAUUCGUUUAAUCUUUAACAGUCCUAUGAGUUUUUCAAAUAGCCAAGUGCUGUAGCUGCUGUAGUGAAGGUGUGUAAUCGGUUUUGGGAAGGUGUGUGCCUUGAGGGGGAAGGGAUCACCUGAAAGAUCUCCUUCUGAAGAGCAUCCUCAUGAUGAAAAAGCUUGAGAACCACUGGCCUUCCUAUUUAGGAGGUCUUUUGGCAUGCUGCAAAAGCCACAUCAGAACAUAGACUAGUAUCACUGCAGCCUUCCAGACAGGGCAAAAUUAAUAGUUUUGCUCUUUGGGUUUUGUUUUGUUUUCCAAUCAGCAUGUCUGACUCACUAUAACUGCAAGUGCUUGUGUGGUUUUUAAUAAUUUAAUAUUUUACUGUAAAUCAGCAUUUGUUUUGUGCAGUGGUUCCCAGCAAGGAAGUGCAGUUACAUCUUGCUCUACUUAUCCUAAAUAUUCACUAGAUCUUAAUUUAUUUUCUUUCCAGUGUGCUGAAAACUUGGCAGUAUCACAGGACUUAGGAUUCCACAUAGCUCUUCCUCAGAAAUGAAUACCACAAAUGUCAUCAUGUUGGCAAAGGUGGGACCAGUAAGUUAAAGGAGAUUGCUGACUUGGUAUCAGAACACUCCACCCCUCAAUGCUCAGUAUUUGCAUCUUGUGAGGUUUGGGGCUAACUACAAAAUUCAGGUCCAGUUUCAGCCCCUAGUGAAAACACUUCCUGGGGAAGGGGAAUUUCAUCCUGGGGCUUACGCGUUGGUCCUUUCUAUAAAGUAUCCUACCAAACAGUGAUGUCCUACAGACAUCUCCAGAAGCUCAGUACAGUUUCUCAGUCACAGAUACAAACUGCACUGUCUUAUACCCCAGACAGUACAGGGUUUUCUUGUAAUUCAGCUGGAAUGCUGUAAUUGCAGGUGAGAAGUUAACUCCUAACAACGGGUAACAGAAACCUGUGCGAUGCACAUUUACAGUGAGAGCAGAAGGGUAUGCUUCCUGCAGCUGCCUGGGAAGUGCAGAUGUACAUACAGACUCUAACUUUGAGAAGCAUGUCUUUAGUUUUUAUGCAUUUUUUAAUAAUAAAACAUGUACUGUG
Molecule: messenger RNA, 5133 nt
Organism: Apus apus (common swift)
Lineage: Eukaryota; Metazoa; Chordata; Aves; Apodiformes; Apodidae
Gene: TYRO3
Product: TYRO3 protein tyrosine kinase
Exons: 19
Coding region: 535-3075 (846 amino acids)
Biological process (GO): phagocytosis; cell migration; protein phosphorylation
Cellular component (GO): signaling receptor complex
Molecular function (GO): ATP binding; transmembrane receptor protein tyrosine kinase activity; protein binding
Source: RefSeq, a predicted model, not a curated record